GAAACACUGUCGUUGGGUUACACACACACACACAGAGCAGAUUUAACAGCGAGGUGUUUGUGAGUGCAGCAGAUCUGGAGCAGGAUGUUCAGCAGAGCAGCUCCCACUGAAGGAAUCACAGAUGACUCCGUCUCCUCCUGUCCCGAAACCUCGGGCUCGUUACACGAGGGACAGUCUGAGGAACAUGUCCUCUUUGGACAAAGACGUGACUGAUGAGAAUCAACCAGCUUUUUCCAGUGAUGUUCACCUGAGCGCAGGUGAAAAUGUGGCUCCUCCCACCGCCUCGGAUCAUGGCGUAGUCCUCCCGACUCUGGCUGGUGUCGCUGACAUCAUCGCUGCCAACGUCCCAUCACUGGCUGGAGUUGCUGCCACAAUCGGAGGCUCCUCGCCCCCAGCCCCCUCUGCCCCAUACAUAGAUGACAUGGCUAACAGCAUCACUACCCGCACACCUAGCUUAGCAGGCCCUGCUAGCACAGUAGCUAAGCCUGCUGAUACGUUAAACUCCACCACUUCCACCAGCCCUGUACCUGCUGCUCACACAGGUGCUGCUAGCUUAGACAGCAUUGUUGGCUCAUUAGCUAACAUACCCUGUUUAGCAGGGAUUAUUAACAAUGUGGCUAACCCCACUGUUUGCUCCACCCCGUUAACCUCGCCCCCCUCUGCUGGUAAACCCCGACCCCCAUCUUUGCCAAGAACUGGAGUUCCUGGAGUCCAUCACACAGAUGUUGGGGCACUGUCACAGCUGGUGAUGUCAACUUUGGACCAGACUGCAGGAGUCUCAUUGCCUCCAGGAGGAGCCGCAGAUCUAGCAGAUCAAGUUUUAAAUCCGUCUCCCAACAACGUCAAAAGAGAAAAUCCCUACGUCACCGUGUUGGCUUGCUGGGAGGCUGAGGAAGCUGAUUCAGAUUCAUCCAAUGAGGAAGAUACAGGAGUGAGCCUUCCCCUCUCUGGAGCUGAUGGACCAAAGGAAGGAGAACCUGCUUUCAACCUGUCUACAAACACUAAUGACAUCCCGACCAGUCCUCCAGGUCGUAUCGUCCCCACUAGGCCACCCCCGCCCCCUCCUCGUCCUGCUGGCCAAUCAGAAAGGCCGAGGAAACCUGAGAAACAGAAGAUCCCAAGAGCGGCCACGAUUCGAGUGUCGAGGAAGAAGGGGGGCGGCGGGAGCUCAGCUCCACAGAGCGCUGUGGUCCGAUCCAGCUGGCUGGACGUGUGGAAGGGCUUCAGGCAUAAUGUUUUAUGGGCGACAUUUGAUGGACAGCUGAUGUCUCUGUGGAAAAAACGCACAGACCGGUUCAGUGAGGUGUUGUUUCACGUCUCCAGUAUCACCAACGUGAAGAAACAAGACAAACGAAGAUUCUCUGUUUACUUCAGGAAGAAACAUUAUGACUUCAUGGCUCAUAGUGAUGAGGUUCACGAUGGUUGGGUCACAUCCCUGCUGGCGUCCCGCGGCCAGCCGAGCCCCACGCCCGCCGAAUUACAUGGACAAAUAACUAUCAGAGACCCGCGGAGCCGCGUCUAUGGCGCCAUCUGGGGCCACGACCUCUGGAUUUACCCCAACAAAGAGGGAUAUCAGCUGGGCAUUGCCUCCUUCUCUGUCCCUCUGAACAUAGCCACAGUCAAAUCUUCAGGAAAACACUCAUUUACCCUCAUCACUCCAUACAAGAGCUUCAACGUGUCUGUUGACUCAUCAAAGGACCUGUCUCUGUGGUUGGACAGUUUGUCCUCAUCUAUCCGCAGUGCUCUGUCCUGCAGCCAGGUGGCAACCCGUCUCUGGGAAAACCCUAAUAACAAGAUCUGUGGUGACUGCGGCUCGGCCAAUCCCGAGUGGGCGUCAGUCAACCUGCUGCUGGUCAUCUGUCAGGCCUGUGCAGGUCAGCAUCGAGCUCUGGGCAGCAGCCUGUCGAAGGUACGCAGUCUGAAGAUGGACAACAAGGUCUGGACUGAGCCGCUCAUACAGCUGUUUGUUACCUAUGGAAACUGGCUGGCCAAUCAGGUAUGGGCUGCAGCGGUGCCAGCAGCAGAACAGCUGCUUCCUGAGUCAUCUGAUGAGGAGAGGUCAAAGUUCAUCCAAGAUAAAUACAGCAGGGGGCGCUAUAGACAAGUUCACCCUCUGACGUCCUCCGACUCUCUGAUGUUCCAGAGACUGUGUGAGGUGGUCUGUUCUGACGCCAUCGAAGAAACGAUGUCUCUGAUCUGCUCAGGAGCAAAGGUGUGUCAGUCAGACCCUCAGAGCCCCUCCCCCAUCCUUCUAGCUGAGAGGGUAGGUCAGGCUCUGCAGGCCGAGCUACUCCGACUCAAUGAGUACACAGAGGUUUUGCUGUACCAGCCCCAGUCAGAUAACAAGAGACCUGACUCCGCCCCCUCAGGUGAGGAAGAGGAGGAGCUUCAUGGGAAAUUGGAGGAAGAUCGUUUUCUCUUCUCGUUAGAAAAUGAUUCAGCUGCGUGUGACGUCCUCGACCUGCGAGAAGUUCUGUCUGUCUUUCUCACAGAUGGAGCAGCUCCUCAGUUUGAGAUGGUGACUCUGAGUGAUCAGCUGAUCUGUGCAGCUGAGGAUGACGACGCUCUGCUGACGCACCUGGGUCACAUACUGAAGGUGAUUCUCCCAGGGGGCGUGUCUUAUGCAGAGGUGGGUUGGGCUUCUGCAGUCAGUAAGGUGUGUGUAGUUGAAGUGGGUGGAGCCUCGAGUCGUUCUGAUGCCUGGGUGUUAUUGUGGGAGGAUGGAGUCAGUGUUCACCCCGUCCACAGUCACUUACAACAGGCUCUGAGGAUGGAACUGAGCACGCUCCGUCACCACGAAAUGGAUCCAUCUGAAAACAUCAUCACCAUGGUAACUGCAGACAGGAACGUGUGUUUGCGUUUUACGGAGCCGUACAGCUGUCGGUCCUGGUUCCACCACCUGCAGAGAGCUCUGACCAAUCACAGCUCAGCACCACACUGUCCUCCCGCAGCCAAUCAGAGCUCAGCUUCUCAGUCUCUGUACCCUGUGGACGUGGGGUCGAGAGGUUCCGUACCACUGGGAAUCGAACGCUGUAUCUCCCACGUCACGGCUCACGGUCUGAAGGUGGAGGGCGUGUACCGCCGCUGUGGCCUGGUUACCAAAGUGAACCGAUUGGUGGAGGCUCUGUUAAAAUCACCAAGGUCCGCCCCCUUGGAGAGCGACGAGCAGGGCGUGCUGGACGCUGCCUCCGCCCUCAAACAGUACGUUCGUCAGCAGAAGAGUCUGAUCCCUGACACACGGCCGUGGCUGCAGGCUGCAGUGAUUUCAGAUCAACGUUCCAGGUUUAAAGCUUACCGACGGUUACUAUGGCAACUCCCUGACAACAGCCGAGCUACACUGAGCGCUCUGUUUGGACACUUCUACAUGGUCCAGAUGUUCUCUCAGGUCAACAAGAUGUCGGCGCAGAAUCUGGCCGUGGUUUUGGUCCCAUCUUUGUUUCAGACUCUGAACCAGGAUCUGCUCAGACUCACCAGAGAGUUCAUCAUCCACCACACUCUGCUUUUCCUGAAACCAGAGGACGGAGAUAAAGAGGAAGAGGAACAGAUCACUGUCUUCUGAAGGAGGAGGAUGAUGAAGAUUAACAAAGAUCAGCUGUUUUCAGCUCGUGAUCGUGUGUUUGUGUUUAUCAUCAUGUACUGUAGCAAUCAGGCAGUGGUGUGCUUUGGUGUGUGUGUGUGUGUGUGUGUGUGUGUGUGUGUGUGUGUGUGUGUGUGUGUGUGUGUGUGUGUGUGUGUGUGUGGACAGGUGAAUUCACCACGUGUGAAAACUAAAGUUCAGUGAUGAAAAUAUGCAGAUGUGUCCUGAUCAAAGAGAAGUUCCAGUUGGAAGAUUGUGAUGUUGUAUUAAUGACUGCAGAUCACUGAAGAUGGUACUUGUGGUUGGAUUGUAACCAUGUAAACAGAUGUUGUGGAGGAUGUGAUGCUGUUGUAAAAUGACCAGUAGUUGUAGGAAUGUUAUUUUACUGUAGAUGAGCUCAGGUGGAAUGAUUGAGUUUCUAAAAGCUGUUAUUUCUCACACAUUUACACUUUUACUUGAGCUUCACUUUUCUUGGGAUCAAGAUUUUUCUCAUUAUCAACACAAACAUGUAGUUUGACUUUGGAAAACGUAUAAAGUCGUCAGCUAAAGGAAAA
Toxotes jaculatrix (banded archerfish) is the source of this 4131-nucleotide messenger RNA. RefSeq names its product arf-GAP with Rho-GAP domain, ANK repeat and PH domain-containing protein 1. Gene Ontology annotation, biological process: signal transduction. Lineage: Eukaryota; Metazoa; Chordata; Actinopteri; Toxotidae. The transcript has 26 exons. Gene Ontology annotation, molecular function: GTPase activator activity. The coding region runs from base 122 to 3559 and encodes 1145 amino acids. The record is from RefSeq and is a predicted model, not a curated record.